Messenger RNA from Hemibagrus wyckioides, 3383 nucleotides. RefSeq names its product melanophilin a (gene mlpha). Gene Ontology annotation, biological process: intracellular protein transport. Gene Ontology annotation, cellular component: cortical actin cytoskeleton. The transcript has 15 exons. Bases 259 to 1980 code for a protein of 573 amino acids. The record is from RefSeq and is a predicted model, not a curated record. Lineage: Eukaryota; Metazoa; Chordata; Actinopteri; Siluriformes; Bagridae. Gene Ontology annotation, molecular function: myosin binding; actin binding; small GTPase binding.
GGUAGAGGAAUGACACUUUCCUUGAGCUAUUUUAAAUGAAAAAGCACUCCAUUCACUGGAAACACUAAGCCUGUCUGUCUCUUCUUUUUUCACUUGAAAAUGUAAGCAUGUGAUCAGCACAGGAGAAAUAUUUUAGCCUGCUUUUUUCGCUUCAUUUUCAGUGGAGUCGACAACAGCCGCUGAUCGCUGUUUAACACGAGGGUCGAAAGAGGUCUUUUGUACUAAGGCUACAGUACCAAAAAAAAACAACGUUGUAGAAUGGAUAAGAAAUUGGACCUAUCCAGACUCACAGAUGAGGAGGCCAAGCACGUGUGGGAGGUGAUCCAGAGAGAUUUUGAGCUUAGGAAGAAAGAGGAGGCGAGACUCGGGGAGUUAAGGACAAUAAUUGAGAAAGAAGACACAAAGCGAGAGCUCCUGAGCUCUCAGUCCAGCCUCACUGAUUCCCACUGCAUCCGCUGCCUGCAGCCUUUCAAGUUCCUGGUGAACAGCAAGCGCCAGUGUCUGGACUGCCAUCUCUACAUCUGCAAGACUUGCAGCCGUUACAGUACAAAGGAGCAUGGCUGGGUGUGCGAUCCAUGCCGAAUGUCCAGGAUACUAAAAAUUGGAACCCUGGGCUGGUAUCACGACAACAUACGCUCUCGCUUCAAGCGCUUCGGCAGUGCCAAAGUGAUGAGGUCGCUUUACAAGAGAUUAAAUGAAGAGGGUCGCCGUGACGAUGACGUGCAAUCCAUGCCUGACGUCCACAAUGUAUACAAUGGCCAUGAUGAUGAGCAUAUGGAUGCAGUGGAAGGACAGCGCUAUAAACAGAUGCGAAAGACAAAACGUCUACUUUCUGUCCAUCCUAUGGACCUGGAAAUAGAUGAGUACGGCAGCCAUUCCCGGCGACAUUCUAUGCAGUAUGUACAAGAUGAACGUGGAGUGCUGCGGAAUGAUUUGGAAUACAGCGCUGACAUGUACCAUCACCAUCACCACCGCAUGAGUCGAAGGAAGAGUCUGGAUCGUUUCUCACGACCAGAUGAUGGCAUGUAUUCUGAGCACAGGAUGGUCCGUGCUCGCUCUCUAUCCAAGAUCCCUGCGUUACCACAACGCUCCUACUAUCUGGACACCUCAGAGGAGGAGGAUGCUUAUCGCGUCCCCGUCUAUCAACUCCCAUCACGCCGCCGCAGCCGGGCCUCCUCUCAGGAAAACAUCACUCACAACACUCCUCCAAUUAAUGAACUGAAUAAGAGAAUGUUUGCCAUUGAGAGUCUCCUGAAUCGACUGGAGGAGAAGAUGGCUUUGCCAAAUGAUCAGCAGGCGCAAGUCUCAGCAAGCCAGCUGGAAGAGGAGAAGCUGAAAAAAAAGCUGGAUGAGCUAAUGAGUGACAGAGUACUGUCUUCAGAUGAGGAUGAGCCAAAGAAACUCACUCAACUCAAGGGGCCUGGUGUAAGAGGUGUCCAACACACAGAACAAGCAUCAGCAGUACAGGAAGCAGCCUUGAGCUCCUCUAGUGAUGAGAUGCCUACUGAGACUCAGAAGAGAUCCACCGCAGCGGCUCUAUGCGACAUCACAACCGAGAUUCUAAGAACCAUUAAUGCCACAGAAAAUGCUAUGAGCGAGUUGGCCCCCUCAAACCCUAAUGACAGACCUCAGUUAGCGGGCACAGACGUAAAGCAAGCUGAUGCUGCUUACAGGGAGCUUGAGGAAAAUGUAUAUCUGACAGCCGGGAAGUCGUUUGACAUGGAGAGGAAGUUGAGGCAGAUUGAACGGAGUGCUAAGAACCAUUACACAGGCCCUCUCACUGACUCUGAACUCUCUGAGCUGGAGGAUCAGCUUGCAGCAGCUGCUGCUAAAGUGCAGAACACAGAAAGUGAGGUGUCGGACAUUGAGAAUAAAAUCACUGUUCUUCAUGCAUCAGGAUUAUCAGUAGAUAAAGCCAAGAAAAAGGCAUCACACAUACAAAAAGGAAGAAAGUCCCAAGACCCUUUUAAAUAUAAAUAGAGUACAUUGUUGAACCUGAACAUGAAGGGAGCGCUGUUUUAACAGUCAUUUUCUACAGCUUUACUUCACACCACUGCUUUAACAACAUUGCUGUACUUUGUACUGUUGUUCUAGUUUUCCUUAUACCCAGAGGAAGUAUUGUAAUCUAGCACAAGGACCUUUUUCCUGUCCUUUCCACACAUUCGCUGUGACGUAUAAAAAUACAUGAGACAUGCUAUUGUAAAUCUUUCCUCUAGCUUUGACUAAUAAGUUAUGAAAGUUGGCAUGAAUGUUUUCUUUCUUUGGAGUAAAAGAAAUGUGUGUAAACAAAUGCUUAAGCAGAUUCGCAUGAAAACCUUAUUUGAAUAUCAGUAGCAUUCAGUGUAUGGUUUUCUCUAACAUUAUGAUUAAAUUUAUAUUAUAUUUAUAAACCUCUCAUUUGACUGCUGCUCUAAAGCACAUGUUCCUGGUGUAAGGACUGCACAGACAGCAUCAUGUCCCUCGACCCAACCCAGAUUGCAUCCUCUGUAUUGAGUUUCAGUAGCUUCACAGGCUAAACACACAUUUUAACAAUAAGUAACUCAUUCAUUCAUAAUUCAUUGGGUUUAUUGAUCAGCUUAGGACUUGCAGAGGGCUACUACUAAACAUGUACAUUUAUUCAAAAGUGCUAGUUCACUGGUGGACCAGCAGCAGGAUCCUGAUUUCUGGGCAGGGAACUAACCCAGCUACUGAAGGGUUAACUCUCAGUGCCAGUUCCAAGCCUGGAUAAAAUGGUAGGGUUGUGUCAGGAAGAGCAUCUGGCAUAAAACCUGUGCCAAAUCAAAUAUGUGGACCAGAUGAUCCGCUGUGGUGACCCCAAACAGGGAGUAGCUGAUGGAACAAUAACAUUCAAAAGUGCAAGCUGUUUGCUGGUAGCAUUAAAUUUUACAACAAUAGUAAGUACACAAUAUUUACGUUAUGUGGUACAAUUAAUUGCAAACUGUGUAUGCAUACUGAAUACAUAGUGACAGUGUAAGAUUAUAUACAUGUAUGAAUACAUUGUAACAUUGUAAAUGUAUUAAUCACUCAGAAAUGGAGAACUGGAAAGUAAUUUCCAGUGCAAACUUGGUGCACACAUUCAUAGCAAUUUAUAGUGAAAUUACUAAUGCUAAUAAGCACUGGUCAAUACAUACAACAGUACCUGACUUGCCUAUCUAAGGUGUGUAUGUGUAUAUCCUUCAAAGGGUCAUGGGGGACCCAGCCUAUUCCAGAGACCAACCCAUCUCACUCUCUCUCUCUCUCUCUCUCUCUGUUUCACACACACACACAGAGUAAGAGAGAGAGAGAGAGAGAGAGAGAGAGAGACCAGAGGCCAACAACCCAUGUCUCUCUCUGUUUCUCUGUUUCUCUGUUUCUCUCUCUCUCACACACACACACAGAUAGAU